This is a messenger RNA of Paramormyrops kingsleyae, 6273 nucleotides long. NCBI's taxonomy places the organism in Eukaryota, Metazoa, Chordata, Actinopteri, Osteoglossiformes, Mormyridae. The record is from RefSeq and is a predicted model, not a curated record.
CUCUUGGGGGAGCGUGUGCACAUGUUUGAUUGAUAAUUGCGAACCCCCUCGGAAUAUCAGCCUCUCCAAAGGACAGUAAGAAACAUACGAUUGCAACAAUUGUAAUACGGACGCCGUUUUUGUAAUAGGACUUAGUUUCGGCGCAUCACGGAGGCGGUGAGCCGCAGCACCGAGAGGCUUGAGUUUCUGCCCUAAACUGUGAUCCGUGCGAGAGGCUGAUCCAGGGCACCAUGAGCUCCAGGAGACCUAUCGGCCGCUCCUUCUCUUUGAACGGGAGGAGCGGCAGCGAGAAUGAAGAGGAUGCGAUGGUCCCGGCUAUCAGGGCGGACAACAGGAACUACCUGAUUAACGUCAGACCCGAGAAUCGGAGUACAUUGUCCAGUGUGAUGUCCCAUCUGACUGAGGAGACGCAGCCCUUGUUUGAGACCACCUUAAAAUCCAGGGCAGUGUCAGAGACUGCCAACGUGAAGUUCACCUGUGUCAUCUCAGGCUACCCAGUCCCCGAGCUCACAUGGUACAAAGAUGACAUGGAGCUGGACCGAUAUUGCGGCCUUCCCAAAUAUGAGAUAUUCCGCCAUGGGAAAACCCACACUCUCCACAUCUACAACUGCACUGAGGAGGACGCAGCCAUAUACCAGGCCUCAGCCAGGAACUCCAAGGGCAUUGUGUCCUGCUCGGGGGUGCUGGAGGUGGGCUCCAUGAACGAAUACUGCAUCCACCAGCGCUUCUUCAACAAGCUGAAACAGAAGGCUGAGGCCAAGCGUAGAGAGAGGGAGGAGAGUCGGCUGAGGGGGGAGAAGGUCCCGCCGAGGGUGGGCAGCCCUGAGCGCGUGCAGAGGAAACGCCGUUCCCCAGGAGAAGUGCACCCUGGGGUGCCCCCCCUGCCCCGAAAGGCAGGUGUGCCAGCGGAGCCCGAAGGCACAGGGGGUCCGGUUGUGGAGGCAGAGAUACCCAAUGGGUAUCCCGCUACAGCUGGAAAUACCCCAGUGGACGUGCCCAGUGAUGCGAGGAAGGAGGAAGGUGGCCAGUUCUUCCGGAACAUGGGCAGCCCAAUCAAAGAGCCCCUGGCCAAAAAAAAAAUCAAAACUACUAACGGGACAGCCAGCGAGACCACCUUCCAGAAAUCAGCACCAGGAUCUGGACCCGAGAAAGAACCUAGAGAUGGAGGAAUGAGUCUGUCCCAGUAUCUGGCUGCUGAGUCCCAGCAGGCUCAGGUGUCACCAGAGGAGACACUGAAGAGGAGCAAAGAGAGACGGGAGGGUGUGGGGCAGCUGCCAUCGAGCUCUAACAGCUCACCAGCAAAGGGCAGGGCGACCAGUAAGGAGCCGGAACAGCACAACACACAGUCUCCUCUUACCUCGGUCUUCUUCUCUUUGAGGGACAUUUUCUUUCGUGGUAAGAAGAACGCUGAAGACGUAGUGCAGGAUGGCACUGCUGGCCCAUUGCCCCCGGGUACUGAUUCCCUGCCAGUUGGCAUCCCAGUGGACUCUAACCAGGUUGCGGAGGAUGGGGAAUUGGUGGAGCCGGAAGAGAUGGAACAUCAGCCAACUGACACACAUGUGACCCAAUCAACCUCAAAGGCCGUCUGCCCUGAUGUCCCACAUGGCCUCAUGCAAGGACUCAUGAGUAGGGAGGAAUCUACACAAAUACUUUCUGAGAACCAGGCCACCUCAACCCAGUGGGAGAACGAACAGGACAAAAUUAUGGCGUCCGUGAAGGACGAAAUCAUCAUGCCAGAUCCUGUCCCUCAGCCAUUGCAGGAAUCUACGGUUCUAGAUGACCCAUUGCAGACAGAGGGGCACGACACACAUGUGGCCAGUGAGAUGGAACUGGCCGUGCAAGUGAUGCAAGAGGUCACUCCAGCAGGAAAGUGGGCCACAAUCCAAGAGAUGGAAACGGACAAAUCGCGUGGGGUUGGUCUGUCAGCCUUGAGUGAGCAGACAGAGAGCACGCCAGUGUAUUUCAAAGAAGUGGCAGAUAAUUUUGAGCCAACAGCAGAGCCACUGAAGACUGAUCUUGUAAAUAACCGUGUGACCUUGGAUCUUCUUGACAGGGACGACUUUCAUAUUAACGAGGGUCUAGACAAAAAUGCAAAUAAUAUGUCUGAAACCCGUGGAGAUGCUGGCUCCAUUGGGGAUGGGAAGAAUGAGAUGGAAAUGAAGGAAACUGUCAUCAAUAGUGAUGAACCGGGCACUAGAUACUUUAUUCAGACACCAGUAUUUUUGCAGCUGAAACCUCAGAUUCAUCAAGAUGUAGAAGAAGUCAUCCAAAAUGAGGUGAAAGACACAGGAAUCCAGAUUAAAGUUAUUCAUGAAAGUGAUAAUCUAAAUGCAGUCUCUCCUAACCUUGAACUAUUUAUACCUGAAGCACCUCAAGCAGAAUUGUCUGUGAUUGUUCCAAAGGUAGACGUUGUGAUGGAAACCAAAAACAAGCCGUUGACAGCUAAGGAUGCAGAUCAAUCCCAUUUACAGGAGAGGGAGGUUUCUGAGCUGGUGGCAAAGGAGAGUCAUGUACUGGUUGCUCCAGUGGCCCCUGGUGUUGCUCCCAACCUACAGAACAUGCGGAAUGAUGUAGCACCUUCACUAUCAAAUGAAGACAAACCAGAAAUAACACGGCAAGGUGAGAAAGACGGAAUGGAAGAUAAAAAGCUGCUUGAGACACGCACCAGCAAUAAUGUGCCUUUUAUAAAUGUCUUCUUCGAAGAUUCUGUUUUGCCCAGUAGUGCUAACUCUGACCCCAGUAAUGUGAGUCGCUCUACCUUAACAACUUCAACACUGCCACAUAAUACUGAGAAGAUUAUAGAUGCAAAAGAUGAGUUCCACAGCAAACUUCCACUGGCUCCAGACAAUGCGAAAGUACCCCAAGAAGCUACCGUGGACUCGAGGUCUGUUUUUGAUGAACACCAUACAGAUAAGCCUUCAGUUGAAGUGCUCAGUCCUACCAACCUCAAAACACCUCUGUUGAGUCCCACAACUUUGCGACGAUUUGCUUCUCAGAGAGCUGAUGAUCUGGGGACUCCAGAUUUUACAACGGUCCCUGCAAUUCAGGUUGACAGCAUCUCACUGGAAAGCACGGAGCCAUCACAGACCCCAUCCACCAUCCCAUCCUGCGAGAGCAUGGGCGGCAUCCCAUCAGCCACCCCAGAGGAACUCGCAUCUGGGGCACGUAGGAAGAUCUUUGCCCACAAAGCUAAAGGAGAGGACCCUGGCGGGGCAGAAGAGCACGAGGCCCCAGGGAAGAAGGAGCAGGAGCCCUCCUGCAGGUCACCUCCCCAAACUCGCAGAGGAUCCACCCUGAACACUCCUCCAACUGAGAGGCGCUCCCCUUUCCUGAGUCGCAGGAAAAGCACCCUUGAGGUACCCAAAAACCACGAGGAGACACUCAGGGAAACUGAAACUCCCAAGACUGAUACCAAACCAGCAGAGAAGGAGAAGCUAAACCCCUUCAAAGCUCCACAGGUUAUCCGCAAGAUUAGAGGAGAGCUCUAUUCUGAUGCCUCGGGACACCUGAAGCUUUGGUGCCAGUUCUUCAAUGUGCUCAGUGACUCCACUAUUAAGUGGUACAGAGAUGAAGUGGAGAUCAUAGAGGUGAAGAGGAGUGCAGGUGACGAGAGGCCCCUGGCACUGGCCAUUGUGCAGGUGAACAGUUGGGACUGUGGUGUGUAUGGCUGCUCCAUAAAGAACGAGUACGGGAGCGACUCCACGGACUACCUGCUCAGCGCAGAUAUACUGUCUCAGUUCUUCUUCAGGCAAGAUGUAGAAGUUGGAGAGGAGGUGGAAAUGACCCCAUUACUGUUCGCCAGAGGCCUGGCAGACGCCGGGUGCUGGGGUGCCAAGCUAUUUGGGCGCAUCAUGAGUGAGGAGUCCCAUGUGGGCGAAGGCUGCGGUCGCAAGACCAGCCGGGUGAAGGCCAUUUAUGGCCUGGAGCCCAUCUUUGUGUCAGGGACCACCUGCAUGCUCAAAGUACGCAACCCCAUCGCUUACGGGAGCCAGGAGGAGAGUGCCCUGACGGAGAGGAACAUGGAGAUCACGAAGCAGGAGUGUAAAAUACAGAACACGAUGCGAGAGUAUUGCAAAAUAUUCGCCGCAGAGGCAAGAACGAAAGAGAGCUUUGGCCCCUCGUUGGAAGUGAAUCCUGUGUAUCUAAUGUAUCGGCCUGGCAACAUGGUUCCCUACGCCACAGUGGAGACCGACCUCCAGGGCACGUACGUGAGAUACUGCCGACAGGACAGCGCCGGGAGGCUUGUGAUGAGAAACUCGUCCGAGACGGAGCAGAAGUGUUGUGCCUUUCAGCACUGGAUCCACCAGUGGACCAGCGGCAACCUGCUGGUCACCCAACUGGAAGGUGUUGAUAUGAAGAUCACAAAUGUUUCUGUGGCCACCAAAUCAAGGGGGUACCAGGGCCUGUCGGAGGAGGCUUCCCCGCAGGUGUUUGAGCAGUUCCCCUCCUUACACCAGUGUAACUACUACUGCGGCCUUCUCGGCCUAAGGACCCUCCGCUCCAUGGAGUCCGUGCAGCAGUCUGCCAAGGCAAAGCCCUCCAGAAGCCCCCUUAUCGCUCGCAAGAUGGGGGGCACGUCAAGCCCCCAGCAGCAGAGAAAAGGCUCACAUAGCCCCCAGACCGCCAGGAAGAGUACCUCUAGCCCAAAGGUGGUGAGGAAAGCGGGGGAAUCAGGGGAGGGAAAAGCCACUAAACAGAUAACAGCAGAGGCAACGCAAGACGAGUAAUGCAGCAUCACUGAUCUCUCAGAUAAGAACCCAGCACAGACUGAACUGUUUACUGGACUGGAUUUUUCACACAUUGGCCUUUUAUUCAUUAAUGGAAGAUGGUUGUGAGCUGGGAGGGGGGUCAGCCUUUGGCUGCCUUUAACUGGAGAAAAUUAGGCAAAUACCGAAUGUUAGAGCGUGUAAUGAAAGAGGCCAUCUCAUCGACAGCUGAAACUAGACUGUGGUGUUGAGUAGCAGAUGGCAUAUUGGAAAAGGACACAAACCUGGUAUCAAAUGGCAUCAAAAUUGAUUUAAGUCUGGGAGAGAUGACGCUCUUGUAACCGAAAGAAAGAUGUUUAGAAGAAACCCUUCAGUGUACUAUAAACCUGUAUAUCUAGGUAAAGUGUAAAAACAUUUAGAAGUCACAUAAAGAACAGAAUAUGACACAAUACAGUAAUAGUAAUUCCAAGACUUUUGAUUGUCUGUGACAGUACUAGGACAUUAAUAGCGACCAUUUUCUUUUGUUUGUUGGUCUCCGGUUGAGUCAACUGCUAAUUGAAGAUAAUCUUUAAUGAAGAGUUCUCAAUGUCAGACCAGGUGCAUGCUGGAAAUUUAUGCUCAGGACUAAAUGACCUGACAUGGAAGUUUCUCUUUUCCUGUAAAAAAUGUUGUGCUUUUCUCAUGUGGACAUUUUGAUUUUCUAACUGCUCCCAUUUCCAUGUUAAUUGAAUUCCUACUAUCAAAAGAAAGCAGCCAUAAUCCUUUCCAGGAUAAGCAGGAUAGAUGGAAAUGAACAGAAAUCUGAUUGAUUUAGAUUUAAUCAUAAAUAGGGAUUUAAAGUUUCCUUUGAUUAAUGAAAUUUGUCCUGUAAAAAACUGCAUUUAAAAUUGUCAUGAUUAUGUGGUUCUACUGCAGGACCACUGAACAUACUGUAUAGGAAUGGAAAUGUUUGGAAAAAUCUUUAAUGUUUUAAAAGCUUGUCUAGUUAAAACUGUUUUUGUUUUGUUUUGCACCAAACUCAAAGCAUUUUAAAAUUUAGUAUUUUUGAUUUUUUUUAGCUGUACAAUAAAAACAAUGGGGAAAUUAAAUAACUGUCCCAUAAUGGCAUGUAAACCCUUAAAUGUGCACUUUCAUGGCACUGAGUUAGUAACAUUGAAGUCACCAUGAAGUUUUCUCCUGAAUGUAUAGACUGGGGGGAUAGUUCAGGCCUGGUGUUUGUGGCAGGUGUUACAGCUGCUUGUUAUUUGUCUGGGUGAGUGUGUGGGGUCAGGACUGACUUUCCUGUCCUCUGUGGAAAUGAACAUUGUUGCCUCUUUCUGUAAUCUUGUACAUACCAACUUGUCAUUUGUGAAACUGUGGCAAUAUAGCAAAUGUCUUAAAAAUGAAUAAUGUUUUGUGUAAGCAUCAUUUCUGAUACGAAAAUAAUGAUACAUUUUUCAUUUCCAUUGUUUUUAUCUCUUUAUUGAAAACAUUGAACUACCAUAAACAUGCUCUUAUUUUCUAAAUAUAAGAACUCAGUUCUUAAAUAUAGAUAACGAUAAACAGAAAAUAAAAUAUUUUAACCAUA